Cetraspora pellucida is the source of this 172-nucleotide messenger RNA. Lineage: Eukaryota; Fungi; Glomeromycota; Glomeromycetes; Diversisporales; Gigasporaceae. The record is from the annotation of a GenBank genome assembly.
GAUAGAUAUAAGGAUAGAUAUAAGGAUAGAUAUAAGGAUAGAUAUAAGGAUAGAUAUAAGGAUAGAUAUAAGGAUAGAUAUCAUUUUUCUUCUUUUCGAUUAUUCUAGAUAUUUUGAUUGGUUGAUUAAUAGAGCACAUGUUUUAAUGCAACAACAAAAUUCAUUUUUCUAA